AUGGCAACAUUUUUGUCCAUAUUACAGAUGUCCUCAGAUAAACCAAUGGCACCUGAUGGGAGCGAAGAUGCACCGGUGAAUAUGUAUGCCACAUUCAACAAGAUGGAAUGCUUAUCAGAAAAGCUGAAGUUACUGAAUUAUGAGCGUGAUUUUUGCAAAGUUAGGCAUAGAAAACCGGUGCCAAGACACUACUUUGCCAUUCCUACUAACCCCGGAGAACAAUUUCACAAUUUCACUACACUCGCAGCUUGGUUGAUUGGGCGAGCGAAUGGGAAAAUCGAUCCACCCCAAGAGUACGAUGAUCCGAACGCGACAAUUGCCACAAUUUUGGACGCCGUACGUGAACUGGGUCACGUGGUUGAGUUUGCUCCAUCUAAACUGAAAAGUGGCCAUGGCGAACAUUGCAUUGAGGUGCUUUCCAGGCUAGCUGAUUCUGCCUUAAAAAUAAAUGGGCACGAGUUUAAAGUUCCCAAAUACACAGAAGAAGAAGAGGAGGAACUGGACAUUGAAGAAGCUGAUUUGUCCAAUACAGAUGAGGAUCUUUGUGAAUGGCGAGGAACACAAUCCGGAGGCCGUUGGGCAAGCAAUAAAGCAGUCAGUGGUGACGAAGUUCCUGGCGGUUUUGCAGAUAUUGGCGAUGAUGAAGACGAAGAUGAUGUCCUCGAUUUGGAAGGUCUGAAAACCAGGGGCUCUCGUUUCAGUCGUCCCGCACUGAAUAAGGACGGACGAGAAGUGAAUCGAAAGAGUCACAGUCCGGUUCUGCGGGACAGUGUUCUUGAGAACAAAAGUUCCUGCGGACUUUUGGGUGUACUCGAAUCGAACACGGAUCCUGCGGAUUGGCAGCUGGAGGUAGAACGGGUAUUACCUCAGCUGCGUAUCACAAUACGCAACGAUGCCAAAGAUUGGCGAGCGCAUUUGGAAGAUAUGAGACGUUACCAAUUGGAUAUAGAUCGUGCCUACACGGACGCAAAAACUCAACUAACACGACUUCACGGAGAGCUCGGUCGAGCGUUGGAUAAAAUCAACAGUCGGGAGAAAUACAUGAAUAGCCAGUUGGAAUCAUUACUCAGUCAGUAUAAAAUGGUUCAGGAUACCCUAUCGGAAGUCACACAGCGUUUCAGACAAGCCAGUGGUGGAAUCACAGAACGAAGCCGUGUCCUGGCCGAGAUUGGCGAAGAGUUGGAACGAGUGAAGGACGAAAUGGAUGAACGUGGCUCCAGCAUGACUGAUGGAUCCCCAGUUGUACGAAUUAAACAAGCCAUUCAGAAACUCAAAUCCGAAAUCACUGCCAUGGAUAUUCGCACCGGUGUGCUGGAACACAUUCUGCUACGUAUGCAUCUUCGGGUUCGAGAAGAUAGUCAAAAACCAUUGUUCUGUAAGCAACCGGAACCGGGCCGAUUAGGGACCAAUCCAGGUUACGCAUUCUGA
Messenger RNA from Echinostoma caproni, 1428 nucleotides. Lineage: Eukaryota; Metazoa; Platyhelminthes; Trematoda; Plagiorchiida; Echinostomatidae. The record is from the annotation of a GenBank genome assembly.